CUCUAAUGCGUCUGAUUUAAAAGCGUCUGUUAACUUUGCGCUACUGCGCAUAUGCAAGUUGCAGAAUUGUCCGUUGGAGCGAUCGUUGAAAGUGGUAAACCUUGUUCGUUGAGAACCAUUCCGAUCUUUUCGCUUGAGAAGUGUUGAGAAAACGUGAACCGUUACAUUAUUAAAGCUAAAAAUGCCGAAGUCGAAAGAAUAUGUGUCUGACAGUGAUGAUAGCAGUGAGGAGGAAGUAAAAUCAAGUAAGAAGAAACAAAAGAGAGAUAGAGAUGAAGAUGAAGAGGCACCGAAGAAAUCGACAAAGAAACCAAAAACAGAAGAUGAAGAAGAUCUCUGGGAUUUGGGUAACAAUCGCCGAGUAAAUGUGAGAAAUUUCAAAGGGAAAUAUUAUGUUGAUAUCCGGGAGAUGUAUUAUGACAAGGAUGGUGAUUUAAAACCUGGCAAAAAGGGGAUAUGCUUAACUAUGCAACAAUGGCGGAAGUUCAUGGAUGUUGUGGAAGAGGUGGAUAAAGUGGCAAAAUCAAAAAGUUAGAAUUUAAAGUCUAACAAAUUCUCAUUUAAAAAUAUGUUUGACAUUCAUGAUUUUUCCAAUGUUAAGAUUUAAAAUAUGUGUAUACCAUCGUAUAUAUUUUUUUCAAGUACUAAACUAGAAGUGAUUUUCUGAAUUUAAAGGAAACUAAAAGUUACAUAAAAAUAUAUACAUUAUUUUGGAAAGUGUAUCUGUAUUCAAGAAAAUUACAUUUGUCAGCAAAUUAUAAUGGAAAAAUAACAUAAUUUUAUUUACUAUUUUUUUAUCGAAAAAAUAUUGAAAACUAUUAUGUUGCAUCUUAUUUGUGUUUUCAAGUUUUCAUAACUUACCGAAAUAAUAUAAAUUGUAGUCAAAUGUAUAUUGUAUUGAUACAUAUUUUGUUUCACUUGUGCUUUUGUAUCAUAAAAAGAUCACAUGCAUUGUACCUCAUAGAGAUAUAAUGGCUCCUAAUAUAUUUCAGCCGCUUAUUCAUUCCCAGAAAUCAUUUCUUUUUAAGUUAUUCUUGGAAUUAUAACAAAUAAAAUUUAGUUGUCAAAGA
Molecule: messenger RNA, 1070 nt
Organism: Solenopsis invicta (red fire ant)
Lineage: Eukaryota; Metazoa; Arthropoda; Insecta; Hymenoptera; Formicidae
Gene: Ssb-c31a
Product: activated RNA polymerase II transcriptional coactivator p15
Exons: 4
Coding region: 182-535 (117 amino acids)
Biological process (GO): positive regulation of transcription initiation by RNA polymerase II
Molecular function (GO): DNA binding; transcription coactivator activity
Source: RefSeq, a predicted model, not a curated record